This is a messenger RNA of Sciurus carolinensis (gray squirrel), 690 nucleotides long. RefSeq names its product ATPase H+ transporting V1 subunit G2 (gene Atp6v1g2). Gene Ontology annotation, cellular component: vacuolar proton-transporting V-type ATPase complex. The coding region runs from base 181 to 537 and encodes 118 amino acids. The record is from RefSeq and is a predicted model, not a curated record. NCBI's taxonomy places the organism in Eukaryota, Metazoa, Chordata, Mammalia, Rodentia, Sciuridae. Gene Ontology annotation, molecular function: proton-transporting ATPase activity, rotational mechanism. The transcript is spliced from 3 exons. Gene Ontology annotation, biological process: proton transmembrane transport.
GAUCAGAUUGGGGGAGACACCCAAUGCAGGAGGCUGAGUGAAAAGGGGAGCGCUAAGACCCAGGGGUAGUGGAGGACUGCAGCAACGAGCUGGAGGAGGAGUAGAAGUAGGCACUGGGGGUGGAGGAAGCCAUCUGAUACCUUGGUCCCCUUUGAAACAGCAUCAGCUCUAAGGACAGGAAUGGCCAGUCAGUCCCAGGGUAUCCAGCAGCUCCUGCAAGCUGAGAAGCGGGCUGCUGAGAAGGUGGCAGAUGCCAGAAAGAGGAAGGCCCGGAGAUUGAAGCAGGCAAAGGAGGAGGCACAGAUGGAGGUGGAGCAAUACCGCCGAGAGCGAGAGCAGGAAUUCCAGAGCAAGCAGCAGGCGGCCAUGGGCUCCCAGGGGAACCUGUCAGCUGAAGUGGAGCAGGCCACAAGGCGCCAGGUACAGGGCAUGCAGAGCUCCCAGCAGAGAAACCGGGAGCGUGUCCUGGCCCAGCUUCUUGGCAUGGUCUGCGAUGUCAGGCCCCAGGUUCACCCCAACUACCGGAUCACUGCCUAGGAUCCACCAUAGAAUCUGACUCCUCCAGCCAGUUCUCUUCCUGGAAGAAACCUCCCAAAUCAAAUUACCUUCCCUUGCCUAGCAUGCUCAAGGCCAAGGGGUUCAAUUCCCAGUGCUACCAAAAAAAAAAAAAAAAAAAAAUCACCUCUCCCC